Aspergillus calidoustus is the source of this 711-nucleotide messenger RNA. The record is from the annotation of a GenBank genome assembly. NCBI's taxonomy places the organism in Eukaryota, Fungi, Ascomycota, Eurotiomycetes, Eurotiales, Aspergillaceae.
AUGAAAGUGACAGUCGGUGAAACAGAACAUUUACGAGUUGCUGCCAGCCCCGUGUGUCCUGAUGGCCAUGGAAAGGCCGUCAUAGCAGAGGACGGCACGCACUACCUACUCGAGUGCUGCACAAAAGCUCACCCGGGUGUGAACCACCUCAGCAGGGCACCGGGCAUCAAGUCGAAGAAGGACUGUCUGGAUAAAUGCCAGAGCACCGCGAAAUGUGACAGCGUCGAGUACAACAAUAACAACCAAGACUGUGUUCUGUACGAACUCGGCGGGCUCUCGCACGAGGACGCCCCCAGCGGCUCGCACGACUGGUUGUUUUUCGUCGAUCCUCCUGCGAUCCCAGCACCAGCCAAUAUCACGCACAUGUGCUCGACCGAUUGCCCUGCUGCGCAUGGACAGAAAUAUGUUUCUGACUUUGGAGAGCUCUUCCACAUGGAAUGCGGCAAACCACACGGAACAGCGCCCUUCAAAGAGGAAGAAACUGCCACCUAUCGUGACUGUCUAGACGGAUGUGCGAAGCUUCCUCGGUGCGUGAGUAUCGACUGGUCGAGCCGGACGAAGAUGUGCUACUACGGGAAGCACUCUGGUGCUGCGCCGAUUACUGCGCCGGCCUGGAACAGUGCGUAUAAGCUUGGGUGUGCGAAUGCCUGUGAUAAGGAUGGUGGUGGUUCUUGUGGAUGUGGGAAGGGGAAGAAGUCUGGUGGGCCUUAG